CCAGCACUAAUGGAUCAGCUGAGUUUUGACAUCACUGUUCCGGACGCUAGAAUUUGUUAUUUACUUGAAAGUUUGUUUAGUUUAUUUAUUGGAAAGUCCAACGCAGGACUGCCAUGUCGCCGCCGGAUGCUUUGUGUCGCGUUUGCCACACUGCAUCGCCCCGCUGCCUGCCGCUCUUCAAGCCGCUCAGCAACCUUAUUGCCGGCAAACUGGCGACUCUGGCCAACAUUCUGAGCUACUGCAGCGGAUUGGAGAUCUUGGAGUCGGAGCUCUUCCUGCCCCACCACAUUUGCCCGGGCUGCGUGGCCAAGCUGCGCCUCUCGCUGGAGUUCAAGCGCAGUGUCCACCGCAUGGACAGAUUACUGCGGCAGAGUCAUGCGGACUUUUGCCGCAGCAAGAGGAUCCACGCGGGACAGGAUCCUAGAGACAGGCUGUCACCUGAGAUUCCAGAUGACUUUGUACUUGUGCUCGAUGAGCAGGAGGUGGCUGUGUAUGCUGCAGAAACUAUGCGAAAUGAGGCGGAUCAGCUGGUCGUCGAAUCAGAUGAGGAGGAGCCGAGUAUGCAAAAGGAGAGGCUGGAUCUUGAACUGGAACGGCAGGAGGAGUUGCCAGAGAAGGAGAACUACGAGGAGCAGAAUAGUCACACUGUUGCGGAGAUCUACUUGGAUCCCAAAGCAGGCGAGGAUUUGUACGAGGUGAUCGACGAUGCGAAGCAACGUCUAGUGGAAGCUCCAGUGAAAUGCGAACCAUUGGCCAGUAAGAGCAGGGUACGGAAAUCCAAACCCGCGCUGCAAUGUCUCAUUUGCGGCAAACAACUAAGCAGCAAGAGGAUCUUUCAGCACCACAUGACGCUGCAUAGCCCGCACCACAUACGCCAAGCAAACCAAGUCCACAGCAUGGAAGAUUCGCUCCAAGUUGAGCCCGUUGUGCAGUCCAGAGCUGGCGAAGAUCUGUACGAGAUUGUGGAGAAAGCAGAGCAACCUGUGGCCAGCAGGAGCCGCCUUUGGAAACCUCUUAAUCCCUCCCUGCAGUGCCAAAUCUGCGGCAAGCAAUUGAGCACCAACAACUCGUUCAAGUACCACAUGCAGCUACAUGGCACGGCCACGCCGUACGUUUGCAAGAUCUGCGGCGAGUCCUUCAAGACCCGAAACGCCCACGACGGCCACGUGACGCUGCACGAUCGAAACAAUCCGAAUAGGUGUCCCACCUGCUUUAAGGUCUACCGGCAGGCGUCCUCGCUGCGCACACACCUGCUAAUCCACAGCGGCAUCAAGCCAUUCGAGUGCAGCAUCUGCGGCAAGCGGCUGACCCAAAAGUCCGGCUACAAGAAGCACAUGCUCACGCACACGGGCGAGAAGCCGCAUGGCUGUGACAUAUGCGGUCGCAGUUUCCGGUACUCCAGCAACCUGAUUGCCCACAAGCGGUGCCACAGCCAGGAAAAGCCGCACCACUGCCAGGUGUGCCAGAAGCGCAGCUUUGGCAGCAGGUCCGAGCUCAACCGCCACAUGCUCGUCCACAGCAGCGAGCGCCCGUUCAGCUGUGAGCAGUGCGGCAAGUCCUUCAAGCGUCAGAUCUCCCUCGGCAUCCACCUGCAGUCGCAUUCGGCGGGAAGGCAGCGCAAGAGGGGCGACCGCCGCAAGGCGGAUGUCCUGCUGGUGCAGCAGGAUCAACCUGAAGAGACCUGAAUGCGGAGGCUCUACUGUUGCUUGUGAAUCUCUAGCCUAUCAGUUAUUAUUAUUGUUAAUGCAGUAGUUAGGUGCAUUAGUUUUAGUUCAUUUCGCUUUUAUUUUCGGUACUUUCCUUUGCAUAUAAUAACAAGUUUAAAGUGUUACUAUUGUUA
Molecule: messenger RNA, 1840 nt
Organism: Drosophila santomea
Lineage: Eukaryota; Metazoa; Arthropoda; Insecta; Diptera; Drosophilidae
Product: oocyte zinc finger protein XlCOF19
Exons: 3
Coding region: 114-1685 (523 amino acids)
Biological process (GO): regulation of transcription by RNA polymerase II
Cellular component (GO): nucleus
Molecular function (GO): DNA-binding transcription factor activity; RNA polymerase II cis-regulatory region sequence-specific DNA binding; zinc ion binding
Source: RefSeq, a predicted model, not a curated record